AUGUCAAGUUUCGAGGCCACAAAAGAAACCCUCCGUCUUCCCCGAUCCGACACUUGCCUCGGGUGGCACUGUCUCAACUCAGCAACACGAUUUGGCAUCAUAUUCUCCAUUGUUGUUGCAGUUAUCAUCCUGUCGAUUGUUUGGAUGUACUGUGCGGGUCGAGCGAGAAUCUUCCGGAUCAAAACCAAAACGAAUCAUGCGUCUAGAGUGCAGAGAGAACGGCGUUACCAAUUCACCCGGAAGGGCACAGCAAAGCCAACACCGUAUUCAGUGCCACAAAACUUCGUCUUCGGGAACGGAAUGCCUCCAAACUUUCCUGGUUAUUACUUGCCAGCGCCCCAGGUGUUACCAGCGCAGCCAUUUGGCGUCAUAGGUGCUCACAAUGCUCAAAUCCACACGAUGGCUCCAACAAGUUUGCCACAGGGAACACAAUACCCUACAUAUCCUGGUGUAACAGCUCCCGAGCUGCCAAAAACAAAAGAUUCUCGCACAGAGCCAAGCCGAACUCCGGACGAAUGUUCAUCGAGUCAUCCUACAUGGUGGCAACGCUUCUAUAGGGCUUUCAACCUCCCUGCUGGAGCGGCAUCUACCAUUGCGAGUUCUCCCUCUCCUUCUCCAGAACCUGAACAGAGAGCAAUCAUCAGGAUCGAACAUUCAACUACAGAUAGGCGCCUCGAAAACACCAUGCCGCAAUUCGACAAUCAUGUAGAUGAAGGCAUUUUCGAAACAACAGCCACAGAGCAGGAUGAUGCUUCGUCCAUGCUAUGCAAUCUUGACGCUUCUAACGACUCGAAGGAGUCAAUUCGGAGCGAUGCUGCCACGGUCCACAGCGACGAUUUUGAAGUGAAUCCUCGGCGCCGGUGA
Molecule: messenger RNA, 864 nt
Organism: Trichoderma atroviride IMI 206040
Lineage: Eukaryota; Fungi; Ascomycota; Sordariomycetes; Hypocreales; Hypocreaceae
Source: RefSeq, a predicted model, not a curated record